Molecule: messenger RNA, 3012 nt
Organism: Danaus plexippus (monarch butterfly)
Lineage: Eukaryota; Metazoa; Arthropoda; Insecta; Lepidoptera; Nymphalidae
Product: protein HID1
Exons: 17
Coding region: 93-2393 (766 amino acids)
Cellular component (GO): Golgi medial cisterna; membrane; Golgi trans cisterna
Source: RefSeq, a predicted model, not a curated record
AAGCGACAGUUGUCAUAUUGUCAUUUUCAUUUUGUUAUGUGGACGUAUGUUGGAUAUGAAUUUAUUGUUUUCAAAAACUAUUAAUUAAAAAAAUGGGUAACGCAGACACGAAAUUAAAUUUUCGUAAAGCCGUAGUUCAAUUAACAUCGAAGUCUCAACCUAUCGAUGCAGCAGAUGAGGGUUUUUGGGAUCAAUUCUGGUCAGAGAGCGUGACAAACGUUCAAGAUGUCUUCGCUUUGGUUCCGGGAGCAGAAAUUCGCGCCUUGCGUGAAGAGUCUCCUAACAAUUUGGCUACCCUAGUUUAUAAAGCUGUUGAAAAAUUAGUAAAAAUUGUUGAUAGUAGCUGUAGAACGCAGCGUGAACAACAGACUGCUUUAAACUGUGCUCGUCUGUUAACUCGCUUGUUACCGCACAUGUUGGAGGAGCCUGAGUGGCACGGUUUCUUUUGGUCCCAACUGCCAGCUUCCGGAGAGAACGAGUCCAUCCCUCUCGCUCAGUCACUGAUCAAUGCCAUUUGCGACCUCCUCUUCUGCCCUGACUUCACAGUCGUCAGCACCAAACGAGUGGGACCAGAACGAGCUGAAGAGUUAUCCUCACUGGACAGCUGCGAGUACAUCUGGGCGGGGGGAGUCGGGUUCGCUCGCAGUCCGCCGCGGACCGCGCAGCAUGAGGCGGCUCGUGCUGAACUCUUGAGACUUCUGUUGACAUGCUUCAGUGAAACAAUAUACAAACCGGCCAACCAGGCCGCUGCACAUCACAACAAGUGGAUUGCGUACCUAACAAGCCCAGAGAACAGACACGCCCUGCCCCUCUUCACCUCUCUCCUGAAUACGGUUUGCUCGUAUGAUCCCGUCGGCCUCGGGUUGCCUUACAACCAUCUGCUGUUCGCUGACACUUUGGAACCCUUGGUGGAGGUGGCCCUGCAAGUGCUGAUAGUGACCUUGGAUCAUGACACCAGUAACGUGGUGAACGAGGAUUCAGACGAGAGGUUGCCCGACAAUUUGUUCAUCAAUUAUUUGUCCCGCAUCCAUCGCGACGAGGACUUCCAGUUCGCCCUGCGAGGGGUCACCAGGCUCCUGAACAAUCCCCUCCAGCAGACCUACCUACCCAACUCCAAUAAGAAGGUGGCGCUGCAUCAGGAGCUGCUGGUGCUGUUUUGGAAGAUGUGCGACUACAAUAAGAAGUUCAUGUACUACGUGCUAAAGAGCAGCGACGUGCUGGAGGUGCUGGUGCCCAUCCUCUACCACCUCAACGACUCCAGAGCUGAUCAGUCUCGGGUGGGUCUGAUGCACAUCGGCGUGUUCAUCCUGCUGCUGCUCUCGGGCGAGCGGAACUUCGGCGUCCGCCUGAACAAGCCGUACACGGCGACCGUGCCCAUGGACAUCCCGGUGUUCACGGGCACGCACGCCGACCUGCUGGUGGUGGUGUUCCACAAGAUCAUCACCACCGGCCACCAGAGGCUGCAGCCGCUGUUCGACUGUCUGCUCACCAUACUCGUCAACGUGUCUCCGUACCUGAAGACGCUGUCGAUGGUGUCGUCCAGCAAGCUGCUGCACCUGCUGGAGGCGUUCAGUACUCCGUGGUUCCUGUUCUCGAGACCUCACCAUCAUCACCUCGUGUUCUUCCUCCUCGAGAUGUUCAACAACAUGAUACAGUACCAAUUUGACGGUAACUCCAACCUGGUGUACACGAUAAUCCGCAAGCGCUCCGUGUUCCACUCGCUGGCCAAUCUGCCUCACGAGCACGCCGCCAUCGCUCGCUCGCUGGCCGCCGCCAAAGCCCGGGGCUCCACCGCCGGACACAAGGCGCUGCCCAGGACACGAAGUGCGGAGUCUGUGUCGGAGGCGGCCAUGGAGGGCUCCCGGCCAGCGCAGCCCGCGGAACCCGGAACACUCAACGCCACUUUACCAGAUACACCCGCCAUAGCGACGAUGACGGAGCGAGAGUCAGCUCACCCGCCGCUGACGAGACGCUCGGGAGGAGACGGAGAAGACGCUCACACUACGAAGGAGAGUCCGUGCGAGUCCGAGGCGGGCGCCGGCGAGGGCGACGGCGAGUGGCGGCCCACCGGCGAGUGGGUCUCCAGCUGGCGCACGCGGCUGCCGCUGCAGACCAUCAUGAGACUGCUGCAGGUGCUGGUGCCGCAGGUCGAGAAGAUCUGCAUCGACAAAGGUCUGACGGACGAGUCCGAGAUCCUCCGCUUCCUGCAGCACGGCACGCUGGUGGGUCUGCUGCCGGUGCCGCAUCCCAUACUCAUCAGGAAGUACCAGGCCAACGCCGGGACCGCCGCCUGGUUCAGGACAUACAUGUGGGGAGUUAUAUACAUACGGAACGUGGACCCGCCCAUAUGGUACGACACGGACGUCAAGCUGUUCGAGAUCCAGCGGGUGUGAGCCGCGGACCACUGCCUGUCACACACCCUGAGCCCGCCGCGCACACGCCUGCGCCCCGACUCCUGGGUUCCCGGCUCCGAACCAGUGAGACGUAUAGUAAUGUUUACGUUGCAGUGAUUAUCUUCAGUCGUAGUAUUCUUAGUUCAGUCCGUGGCGCGGGAGGUUCGCUCGCCGCGUUUUCGCGGAUCUUUUGAUGUAUACGUAAUUAAUUUUAUUAUAAUCAAAGCGUUUGUUAAUUUUUAAUAUUCUAAAUGUCGUUAUUAUUUUGUGACUUCGUUUCGACGCAACGUAUCUUAUGAUGGAAUACGCUUUAUGUAUUUGCUUUCGGAAAACUAAAUCUCUUUAUCUAUGAAGAAUCUGAGAUUAUAUGAGAUGACCUCGACCGGACCUUAUAAUUUCUUAUGUGAAAACAUGCCUUUAUAUCGCAUUCCAAUUUUCUAAAUCAUUGUGAAUUUACCAAAAAAAAAAAAAAAAUAUGUUAGCCUUUCGUAUCGUGAUAAGUGCACUGUCUCCGCAGCAACACAUAGUUAGUAUAAAUCUAUUUAUUUUUUACUACGUAACCUUAAUAUUGUAAUAGAUGUACUUAAUGUUAUCGAGUUGAAAUAAACGAUGUGGUGAG